AUGCCGGCGGCCGUGGCGGCGGGGCCCGGGCUGCCGGGCGGGGACGCGGCCCGGGCGGGCGGCGGGGCGGGCGGGCGGCCGCGGGGCUUCCAGCACCACAAGCGCGUGGGCCCCUACCUGCUGGGCAGCCGCAAGCUGGGCGAGGGCUCCUUCGCCAAGGUGCGCGAGGGCCUGCACGUGCCGACCGGCGAGAAGGUGGCCAUCAAGGUCAUCGACAAGAAGAGGGCCCAGAAGGACACGUACGUCACCAAGAACCUGCGGCGCGAGGGCCAGAUCCAGCAGAUGAUCCGUCAUCCCAACAUCACGCAGCUGCUGGACAUCCUGGAGACAGGAAGCAGCUACUACCUGGUCAUGGAGCUGUGCCCCGGCGGCAGCCUCCUGCACCGCAUCCACGAGAAGAAGCGGCUGGAGGAGGCUGAGGCGCGCCGCUACAUCCGGCAGCUGGUCUCCGCCGUGGAGCACCUGCACCGGGCCGGCGUUGUGCACCGAGACCUGAAGAUCGAGAACUUGCUGCUGGACGAGGACAAUAACAUCAAGCUGAUCGACUUCGGCCUGAGCAACUGUGCGGGGAUCCUGGGCCACUCGGACCCGUUCAGCACGCAGUGCGGCAGCCCCGCCUACGCCGCGCCCGAGCUGCUGGCCCGGAAGAAGUACGGCCCCAAGAUCGACGUCUGGUCCAUAGGCGUGAACAUGUACGCCAUGCUGACCGGGACCCUGCCCUUCACCGUGGAGCCGUUCAGCCUGCGGGCUCUGUACCAGAAGAUGGUGGACAAGGAGAUGAACCCGCUGCCCACGCAGCUGUCCACAGGAGCCGUCAGCUUCCUGCGCUCCCUGCUGGAGCCGGACCCCGUGAAGAGGCCCAGCAUCCAGCAGGCGCUGGCCAACCGCUGGCUGCACGAGAGCCACACGGGCCGGGUGCCCUGGGUCACCUACCCCAACAGGAUCUCGCUGGCUGACCUGAGCCCCAGCGUGGUGCUGCACAUGACCCAGCGGCUGGGCUACAAGAACAGCGACGUCGUCAACACGGUCCUGGCCAACCGCGCCUGCCACGUCCUGGCCGUGUACGUGCUCCUCUGCAAGAAGCUGGAGCGCCGCCUGUCCGGGAAACCCGACGUGCAGGACAGCAUCGGCUCCAAGGCCCCGCUCUGCCCCGGGGACCGGAGCUGGCCCGGCCGGGAGCCCUGCGAGGCCUCCCUGGACACGUGGCCACGGGACCCGGAGCUCCGCGCGGUGCAGGACAGGAAGCCCAAGGAGCAGGAGAAGAGGGGGGGCCUCCCCCGGCCGGGCCCCCGGCCGCCGCCCGCCUCGCCCGCCGCGCAGCUGCCGAGCGCGCGCACCCGCCAGCCUGCCCGGCCCGGCCCGCCCGACCGAGAUUCCUUCAGCUGCCGCAGCCUCUUCCGCAAAGCCUCGGACCCCAGCCGCCUGGCCUCCUCCACGGAGUUCAUCCCCGGCCCCCCGCCCCGGACCCCCCGGGGUGCCAGGAAGCCGGAGCCCCCGCCACAGGGCCCCGGGGGCGGCCGCCUCGCCCCCCGGGAGAACCCGCCGGACCCGCUGCCCCCCGCCCCCCGCGGGGAGCGGGCGCUGUCCCCCGCCCUGCCGCCCGGGAGCCCGCCCCCCCUGCAGACUCCCCUGCACCCCACGCUGGCCUCCUUCGCGCACGAAGAGAACGGUCCCCCGAGAGAGGGGGGCCUGGGUCCCGGGGCGGGCGCCCCCCAGCCCCUGGGGAGCCCCGGCUGUGGGAAGAGCCGCGGCCGCUUCCCCAUGAUGGGCAUCGGGCAGAUGCUGCGGAAGCGGCACCAGAGCCAGCAGCCGCCCGCAGACCAGCCGCCCGAGGCCAGCCUGCCCGCCCUGCCGCCCGCGGCCCCCGCCAGCCUGCCCUUCGACACGGCCCAGCCCGUCCAGGGCCAGUGCUGA
Pipistrellus nathusii (Nathusius's pipistrelle) is the source of this 1914-nucleotide messenger RNA. The record is from the annotation of a GenBank genome assembly. Lineage: Eukaryota; Metazoa; Chordata; Mammalia; Chiroptera; Vespertilionidae.